AAAUUCCUCUUGUCUGGCAUCAGGUUCCCGGGGGAAAGGGCGGAGAGUUGGCAACAAACUCUGUAACGUAAGUAACAGUAAGCAGACAAGGUCCGACAAACUGGGAAACUCGUUUUACCGAAAACCGAAGAGAGGAGAAGCCGUCUCUGGCUCCAGUUCACGCCGACUGAGUUUCAGCAAAGGGGAGCGGAAGGGCAGUGAACCAUGAACCGCGGUGUUGUCGGGAUGAGGCAGGCGCACACGGGCAUAUAUUAGUGGGGACAGUCUGUUGCUCUACUGCUCCAACUGCGAGCGUGUUUUCCCGGCAGAGGCAGCUGGAGGUCCAAUGGCAGACAGGCGGACUAGAGGCAUGACCGGCUCGGAUCUGGGCAGGACCACCGCGGCCCGAGCUGCUGCUAUAGCGGAGCAGCUUCACCAUGAGUGUUCUGUCUUGCUGGAACUUUAUAGAAAGAAGGAGAAUUUCACUGCUGAUGUUGCGGUGGCUGACGGCCGUCUGGUGUCCGUCCCUCCUCCUUCCUCCCAGCUGGACACCAGGGACAAGCUCUGGCGUCUCCACUCUGCUCUGCUACAGUGCCGCAGCUUGCUGGACCGAGCCAUCGCCAAAGAGGAAGAGGAGCUGGGCGAUGGGAAAAAGGGUGAGUAUGAGACCCAGAGGAAGAUGGUGAAGGACAGGCUGUCGCUUCUCUUAAUCAACACUGGAGAACUCCUCAAAGCUGUUGACGGUACGGCAGUCCUGACUCCCAGCUCGGAGGGUUUGGAGUUAGACGAUCCGACCAUUCUGUUUGAGCUGAAGCUUUGGGUAUACCGGAUCUUCAAAGAGGUGGACUACUGGACCAAGACAGCCAUCACCACCUUGCAAGCCAUGCCCUCGGUGGUUGCCAAGGAGCGAACGAGGAACACGCGAGUCAGGAGCAUGAGGAGCGCUCGGAGAUGAGAUAGAAACGUGAGAAGUGUGUGUGUGCGUGUGUGUGCGCUGACAUGUAUGGAGAGAAAUAGCCCACUGAUAAAGACAGAUCCCUACUGAGACAGGGAGAUGAAUGGGUGGGUUAUUAUUGGGCUUGAAGACUCCUUUUACAUGAACAGACUUAAAGCCUUUGACAGAGAGGUACCAAGAGACAAUAACUAUGUUUAUAAUAGCUAAUAACAUUUGUUGGAAGAUUAUUUUAAGUAUGUUAGUCUAAUACAACUUUAUUUAUUGUUUACCAUUGUAAGAUGACAUCCAAAAAUGCAUCUAGAUUCUGAAUUAAAAUAUAGCAGUUUCUUUCUUUCUUUCUUUCUUUCUUUCUUUCUCUUUCUUUCUUUCACAUUUUGGCAUUGAGGAAACAUAACAUGAUUAAGUCCAACUCAAAAUGCAAAUGGACAUGUAGCUACUUUUCUCACUUGCUAACAUCAAACUCACAUUCACGGUUUUGCACUCCUUUUGACACAGCUGAAGUUAUUAUUAAGAUAUACUGCAAGGAUCCCCUGCAGCUGGUGGAGUAAGCAGUCAGCAAGGGACACAUUCUGAUGGAAAUGAGAACAUUUGAAUUCAUGCCAUCACCAGUCUGUAGCUCUGAUGUGUGUACUUUUGAACAAGGUGGCUGUAAAUCAUUCCACAUAGAUUCUCAUCUGGGGAUGGUCGGUGUGUGAACAGAAAAAGAAAUCUGUGUAACAGCACCCUCUAGUGUUUACACAGUGCCAUUACAUAUAGUCCUUUCUUGGUUUUCCUCAGUAAUGCUUAUGUUAAAUUAUCCUGUUCUUAUAGUUUUAUUAUGUUUUUAGGGCACUUUAGUAGCAAUGAAAUCAUGUAAAAUCAUGUCACAGGGUUUAGGAAGCAACAAGUGGGCAUAAAAAUGGGCACAUAAGCAGGGACUGUAGUGAAAGUACAGUUUAAUUAGAAGAAAUCUACAAACUUAUGUGAUGAAAGAAAAUUUGAUGUUGAUUUAAUUUUAAUUGUUUGAUUGUUUAAAAUAACAUAAAACUAUUUUUUGUACUUCAUUUAAUUUAAAUGAUAAAGUUUUAAAGAUUUUGAUUUUAUUUAUUUAUUACCAGGUCAUGUUAAAAAGCCCAGCAAGAGGGGAACAAAACCAAUGUUCUACAUUACAAUGGUCAAAAUAUAUCCCAUUUUGACAGGGCCUGAAUUCAGUCAGCUGAAAGUAAGGAUUUUUGUCUGUGAAGUGAUCCAUUAUCUUUCCACUGGGCAGUUGCAGCUUGCACUGCAAUAAUCAACAUAUAGUCGAUAGGUUAACUUGUUGUGAUCAGUGAUCAGAACAGAGAAAAUAAUCAAAAAUUUCCCUCAACGUUUAACUCAAUGAGUCUAACCUGGGCUGCAUUAAUAAUUAAAGUAGCAUCACAGUUAGACCCAGAAUGUCUUAAUGAUGCAUUAAGCUUCAGGCUAAGAAAAAGAGAAGAGACUACAAAUGGGAUUAAAUCCUACAUAUAGAAGUCUUGCCUAGAUAACCAAUAAGAUCCAUGAUAACUAGCAGAAAGGGACGUGAUGGGAGUAAAAAAUAUAGCAAGAGGUCUUUUAUGGAAAAAGCAAGUAAACCUUUGUAGUAUUUACAUCUUCAGGAUGAUGAACUGGACAGCGCAUACAUCUAAUAAAAUUUUAUUUAUUUUUUCAAAAGGCUUUUCUGGCUCUGUUGGCUGUAGACAAAGAAUAACAUUGGGUUAAAAAAUGCAAGUAUGUUGCUACAGGAAAAGCUUGAACCAGGAAUUUUGAAUAACACUGUUCAAAACAAAACUGUAUGUGGGAGCAUUUUACUAUGGAAAGUUAUCAUGGUGGCAAUUAUUUUAUUCUCUGACUUGACCAUUGCAAGGUAAAUACUAGAAUUACGCUGUACUUGUUAAAAAGUAUUCCACCAAUACUGGGACCACUGGGCCAAUGCAUUGGUCUCACUGAAGUGAAUGAGGCUGCAUAUCUUUGACGCAGUGCUAUUGUUGGUCUGAAUGCAGCCUCAUUGCCUGCACAACUGAGUAGUUACAGGUUUCAAUGGCUUCAUAUUAUAGCCCUCCGUUCUUCUGUUUUUGCCACACAUAUCAUUUGUCAGUCACGGAUUGACCUACACAAGACUCAUACAGUCAUUUUUAGACUGUCCUCCUCCUGCAGACUCCAGGAAGUACAGCACCGUGGUUACAUUCCUGGCAAACAAAAUGUUUUUUUUGCAUAUGUGCUAUUGAUUGAUUGAUUGAUUGAUUUUCCUAACUUUUACUGUGUGUGUUCUUUAUGAGUGUCGUUUGUUACACCACUAGGUGCUCUCACUUUUGACCUCUGGGCAGAGAGAGCAAGCUGUAGACAAAUGGCUCGAAGCAGAAAGAGAGGAUUAUGUUACCACCGCAUCUGUCUAUAUAAGCAGCAGUCAUACUGUAGGAAACUGCCACACUCAUUAGAGUUGUCACAACAGUGGCUGGAUUUUCACAUUGUAAAGACUGUAUGAUUGACCCCAUGUUAUCCCUGAUGGUCAACCAAAUGUUUGGAUGUACUGAUGAAUUGUCAUUAUUGUUUAUCUUUUAUAGUUUAUAGUCAAGCGGCAAUAAUCCCCAUCCUGCAAAUGUGGCUUUAUCGGUGCAAUGAUUGUCUUGCCGGAUACACUUGUCCCUCGAUAAAAUGUUAACGCAAGACACCAGACACCAAAGCUAGAUUUAAUCUUUCGGCUGACAAAUUUGUUUUGUAUUACACUACAUCACUGUAGUCCAAAGAUCUCGUUGGUGUCUCAAAUUAAAUCUGUCUUUUGGAAUGAAAACCAUCUUCUCUUGAGCUUUUCAAGUAAAGCCCCUCUCUGACAUGGAAUCUGUCACAUUGUUCUCUCUGUUCAAGGGCUGGCUUUUCAACUUUCAAACACACUGUAGGGCUCCGUUAUGAAGAAGUAUCUCUAAAUGGAUAGAGCAGUGCCUGAUAGUUGGCAUCUUUUUUGCAAUAUUGGAAAUAUAUAAGGCUGCAAGUAACGAAUAUUUUCAAGACCGUUUAUAACCAAUUAUUUAAUUAGGUUUUUAAUUGAUUUAAUAAAAUCUCAGAAAAUGGUAAAAUCCCAGAGAAAGUUGACACAUUCAGUUUACUAUCAUUGAAGACUAAAAAUAUAGUAAAUAUUUAUUUUUAGAACCUGGAGCAAGUGAAUUUUAGGCAGUUUUGCUGAAAAAAAGACUUAAACAAGCAGUUGAUCAUAAAAUUAAUAUUUUUUAAAUUAAUUUUCUGCAGACAGAUGAAUCAACUAAUCAUUUCAGCUCUACAAUGCUGUAACUUACGAGUAUUGUACAAUGUCAUUUUUUUUUUUUUAUCAGUAUGGAAAGAAGUUCUCAAAUAUCAUUUUUUACAAAUGUAGCUUGCAGAAGUGUCUCAAAUCUGCUGUUUCAAAAUGUCCUGCAUGAUCAAAGCGCAUUCACUUUGAUUGAUGAUUGGUUUGCCCACUAUAUAUUUGAAAUUUUCGUAUGUAAGAACACUGUAAUCCUGACUUUGCUUUUACUGGCAAUGUUACCGCUUUUAUUCAAACUUGAGCCACCUAGAAUAUUUACGCAGUAUUUUAUGUCUAAAAGUGCCUUAAAACAAUGUAAACAAAACAGACCAGCACUAAAGCCCUCCCAUCAGUUUCAUUUUAUAGUGACGUAUUGAAUAUAAUACAGGGCCAAUAUGGCAACCAGGACAUACAUUUUAAACUCUAACUUCAUAGUUUAAAUGCUGUUAUUGUUUUCAUUUAAGGUCAAAAUGAUUACUUAUCAUUAAUCAGCUUACAAAAUAUAUAAGCGAGAGCACUGGUGAAUGCAUUGUGAAUAUGACACCAAAAGAAUGUACAGUCUUUUAUGUUUGUCUGAAACUUUGGUAUGAUGUAAAAACUUUAUUUAUUGUUGACUGUAUUUCAGAGGGUGUGUGAGUGGGUUGAAAUAAAUUGAUCUUGGCUAUAA
Micropterus salmoides (largemouth bass) is the source of this 4875-nucleotide messenger RNA. It is a transcript of the gene cntf, whose product is annotated as ciliary neurotrophic factor. The transcript has 3 exons. Gene Ontology annotation, molecular function: ciliary neurotrophic factor receptor binding. Bases 326 to 934 code for a protein of 202 amino acids. Lineage: Eukaryota; Metazoa; Chordata; Actinopteri; Centrarchiformes; Centrarchidae. Gene Ontology annotation, biological process: negative regulation of neuron apoptotic process; ciliary neurotrophic factor-mediated signaling pathway. The record is from RefSeq and is a predicted model, not a curated record.